CAGAUGAACAUUCAGCAAGUGUUCAGCGAGGAGUUGAUUCAACAAUCUCUAGGAGACCUUGCGAUUCUUCCGUCUGAGCCCGGUCAGCUCUCUUCAUCUUCCUCCGACACUUCGCCUCGUCUUCUCGCUCAAUCAAGUCCUCCCUUCGUCAUGCAACCCUUCAACUUCGCUGCAGCUCCAAGAACAGCUCAUGAGGAUGAAGCGAUGAGAAGAGCAAUGCUCGCCGUCAUUAUUUCUUCCAAGGACAUGCCGUCGCCGUUGCUCCUCAACCAACAAACAAUUAGAAAUCCGAUCGGAGCAUUCCGGCCUUACUACAACAAUCCAUCGACUGCUCCUGAAGUGGAACUCGAGCCCAAUUGGCACGGCCAGAGAAUGAUCAAGAUAGCACUUCAUAUGCUUAGGAGAAUAAGCGUGAUGAAAUCGCAAGCACAAGAGCACCAGCAGCCAACGAGAAGCCACUCGCACCAUGUCAUAUCGGAGCGAAAGCGCAGGGAGAAGCUCAACGAACAGUUUAAUGCUCUCAAGGCGCUGCUUCCGCUUGAACCGAAGAUCAAGAAAGACAAGGCGACCCUGCUCGUGAACACCAAGAACUACUUGAACCUUUUAAAGGCUCAGAUCAAGGAACUCGAGGAGAGGAACCGUGUGCUAGAAAUGCAAGUCCUCCAAGUACCUAGAAACGACGAAGUCGAUGCGUUGAUUGCCGAUUCAGACGAAAGAAUUCAAAUUCAAGUUAUUCGAUUGCCUGAGUCCACAUCAGAAGCACAGCAGAUUGAUCUGCAGGUGGUGGUGAAGGAAGAAUGCGAUAUGAUUGACUGGGUUAUCCGUGUCCUUGAAUGCCUCAACGAGAGGACAGCUGGAAUAACAUUGGUGUCCAUGGAAACAAGAACCGUCUCGUCUCAGAACAAUAUAUUUGGAAGAGGACGUUUCAGGCUACAAAUACUGGUACUUACGCUAGCCUGAAUCAUGCAACAUAUAUAAAUUAACAUUG
This is a messenger RNA of Zingiber officinale, 988 nucleotides long. RefSeq names its product putative transcription factor bHLH041. The record is from RefSeq and is a predicted model, not a curated record. Lineage: Eukaryota; Viridiplantae; Streptophyta; Magnoliopsida; Zingiberales; Zingiberaceae. The coding region runs from base 4 to 960 and encodes 318 amino acids. The transcript has 2 exons. Gene Ontology annotation, molecular function: protein dimerization activity.